AUGCCGACGCCCGACGAUGAAGCCAUGGUCUCGCCGACGGAGCACGAGAGCAUCGCUGGCCGCGCGACCUGUCCGCCAGAAGAUGCGCGCAUUAUCCCUACCCACGAAUUGACUGAUACACCAAGUCCAAGUGUGCCCAUGCAGCAGCCGACUCCCUCGCCGCAAAGCUCGCGCGAGCCUACCCAGGCGCCCGACGAUAUCCACAGCAAGAUAUCAAGCACCAACAUAGAAGCACCAAGCAGAGAUAUACCCACCCCCAUGACCGCGACCGACGAUGGCACCGAGGAGCAACGCACGUCUCAGGCUUCGCCGCUUUCCACGGCGGCGCCAGUUUCGCUGCUCGCCAAUCACCUGUCGUCGCCGUUUCCUGCGCAUAGGUUCAUACCAAAUACAUCGUCCUCCCUCCUUCGGCCCGGUAGUCGCUUCGUGGGCACUCAAACCUCUGACCGUCAGAAGUAUGAAGUCGAAGUCGAGAUAAAACACGUCGACAUGCGCGAGUCCUUCAUGUGUGGCUACUUGCGCAUCAAAGGUUUGACCGAAGACCAUCCUAGCUUGACGACAUACUUCGAGGGCGAGAUCAUCGGAAGCAAAUACACAUUCAUUACCCAGCACCCGGAAUGGGGUUCCAACGAAAAGGUUGACCGACAACAUUGGGCGCGGUUCCCUGCAUACAAGCCGCUGUCAAAGUACUCCUCUCGCCAAGAACUGGUGACCAAGGACUGGAUGCAGAAGGAGCACUUGUUCAUGCGAUGGAAGGAAUACUUCCUCGUGCCAGAUCACCGCGUCAGGACAAUAAGCGGAGCGAGCUUUGAGGGCUUCUACUACAUCUGCUUCAACCAGGUCUCGGGUGGCAUCGAGGGCAUCUACUUCCACGCUAAGAGCGAGAAGUUCCAGAAGCUCCAGCUGGAACACGUCCAAGAUUAUGGAUGCCAGGGCGCAAUUGAAUUCCGAUAA
Alternaria burnsii is the source of this 954-nucleotide messenger RNA. RefSeq lists its product as uncharacterized. NCBI's taxonomy places the organism in Eukaryota, Fungi, Ascomycota, Dothideomycetes, Pleosporales, Pleosporaceae. The record is from RefSeq and is a predicted model, not a curated record. Bases 1 to 954 code for a protein of 317 amino acids. Gene Ontology annotation, cellular component: extrinsic component of membrane; GID complex. Gene Ontology annotation, biological process: protein catabolic process in the vacuole; protein targeting to vacuole; negative regulation of gluconeogenesis. The transcript has 4 exons.